This is a messenger RNA of Pyrenophora tritici-repentis Pt-1C-BFP, 1632 nucleotides long. The record is from RefSeq and is a predicted model, not a curated record. Lineage: Eukaryota; Fungi; Ascomycota; Dothideomycetes; Pleosporales; Pleosporaceae.
AUGGCUGGCGACAACUCAGAAUCAUUCGCAAACCGCGAUGCACCCAUUCCAGUAGUACAAGUGCAGCACGCGUCAAACGAUGGCACCCCCACCGAGACGAAGGGCAAGUCGCGUCGCUUGUCCGCAAGCAAACUCAAGCACAAGCUGGAGCACCUGGGGGAGAACAUCAAAGGCGACUCUAGCAACAGGAUGGGUGAUAAGAUGAUGAACAUAGAAGAUAAUCACCUCACCGGUCUCUUUAUUAUCAACCGCACGGGACCCGAGCAAGGAAGUCGACAUAACAGGGCUGAUUCUCCUAGGCUACUUGCACAAGUCCUCCCCUCUGAAGACCUGUCGGACAACUCGUCCCCAGGCACACCUACUCCCAGCGGAACCACUCCUCACAUCAAGGACCGGCGCUCCCGAGCCUAUGUCGAGCGCCCCAGCUUCAGCAUACCCACAAUGUCCUCCAACUUUCGUCGCUUCAACUCCCGUAUUGGUGUAGCCUUCAUCUUCCAGAACAGACUUAUCCGCCUCUUCACGUGGGCACAACCUACGCAAACCCUUUCGUUCCUCUUUGUUUGGACAUUCAUAUGCAUCAAUCCGUAUCUGCUACCUGUGCUGCCACUAGCUAGCGGCAUGUUUUUCGUCAUGGUGCCCUCUUAUCUUACCAGACACCCUGAACCUGUAGGCAAUCCAAUGGAAGUGGACGCCGAUCUAUGGAGGGGAAGUCUAAGCGGACCACCACUGGCAGAUGCGAAGACGAUCAAGCCCGCGCCCGAGUUCAGCAAAGACUUCUUCCGCAAUAUGCGUGACUUGCAGAAUUGCAUGGAAGACUUUAGCCGCGGCCAUGACGCAGUUUUGAGCUUCAUUACGCCUCUCACAAACUUCAGCAACGAGAACCUCUCUUCGAUGCUUUAUCUAAUCCUGCUUGUCGUCUCCGUAUUGCUGUUCAUCACCGCACACCUUCUUCCCUGGCGAGCUAUCAUACUCGUGCUCGGAUACAUCAUGACUGCGCUCGGCCAUCCAGCGAUUCAAGAACUUAUUGCGACACCCGAGACUGAAAAGUUCCUUACCGAAGCAGAACAGCAAAGCCGAACCUUUCUCCUUACCAUCUCACGUGCGGACAUCGAACUCGAAACCUCUCAAGAAACCCGAGAAGUUGAAAUCUUUGAACUGCAGUAUCGUGCGUUGCACGAUCAAGAUGGCGAGUAUGAAGGCUUUAUAUUUUCCCCCUCGCCCUACUCGCCACUUUCACCUAGUCGUAUAUCCGGCGAUCGACCCCGCGGUACGCCCUUCUUCGAGGAUGUUCUCCCGCCACGGGGUUGGCGCUGGAGUGACAAAAAGUGGACGCUAGAUUUACUAUCCCGCGAAUGGGUCGAAGACCGCUGUGUUACGGGUGUGGAGGUAGAAGUCGAAGGCGAGAGAUGGGUUACAGAUUUGCAUUAUGAAGUCCUUGAGACUGCGGACGAGAAAGCCAAGUUGAAGAAAAGGGGUUCCUCCAAAGGCGGCAGUAAGGACAUUGGGGAUCAGGAAAGAGAAGUUCUCAGACGGGCUUGGGAAGAUAGCAAGCCAAGUCGCAAGGGAGAAUGGAGAAGGAGGAGGUGGGUCCGGGGCGUUGAACGCAUGCCUUGGAGAGAUGGUCAGUCGUAG